Messenger RNA from Dracunculus medinensis (Guinea worm), 1164 nucleotides. NCBI's taxonomy places the organism in Eukaryota, Metazoa, Nematoda, Chromadorea, Rhabditida, Dracunculidae. The record is from the annotation of a GenBank genome assembly.
AUGGAUGGAGGAGAAUCGAAAUCGAAUGCUUUUAAAUCUUUUGGCACGGAACGGACUAUGACUUUAGAAGAACGUCGUCGAGCAGCUUCAUCAGUGUACCAUUAUAAUUUGGAACGAUAUCAACCAAAAAUCAUUAAAAAAGAGGUGGACGAUUCACGUCAGUGUUUAGGUCCUGAUUGUGUUAAUUCAGUGUCUCGGAAUUCAAAAUACUGUUCAAAAGAAUGCGGAUUAAAAUUGGCUCGGGCACGACUGCAAAGAUUUUUACCCAAACAAGUGCAGGAUUAUUGGUCAGAACUUCCAGCUGGUGCUGUGCGUUCUGCUAAAUUACUAAAUUCUCUUGAUAAGCAGAUUCAGCAAUUAACAAAUAGUGUUCGUUUGUUUGGAAAUUACCAGAAAGAUUUAAUUGAUUUUCACGUUCAAUCACAGAUGAUUUAUUGUGCAGUUUGUGCGAUGGAAUUUCCGUCCAAACAAAUAGCAAAACACACAGAAAGGUGUUUUGUUCGCUCAGAGCGACAAAUAUGUUUUGGCACAAAUUCUAAAUCUCAAGUCAAUCCUUAUAACAUUUUUUGCGAAGAAUACAAUAAAGCAAAUAAUACAUUCUGUAAAAGAUUGCGGGUGUUAUGUAGUGAACAUUAUAAACCUGAAUUGGAAGCAGACUUAAAGAUAUGUGGUUAUCCUUUUGCUUGGGUAAAAAGUGCUUGUCGUCCAGUUGAAAAGAUGUUUUGGUGUAUGGAUGAAAUUUUUCGAGAAGGUUUUUGUUUACUUCCCCGAAAAAGCUGUUCCCAACAUCAUAAUUGGAUUCAAAAUACGUUUGGUCUUAUUGAUGUUGAAUUGAUGAACUACCUUAUGGAACUCGAUACAUGUUAUGACAAAAAACGACAACUUCAAGUUAUAGAAAGCACACGAGGUGAUGUACUCACGUUGCUAUGUAAUACGACCAUAGUUCAUGAUGAUUCUGCAAAAGAUAUGACCAAUGCUACAACAAUAAAAGAGGAAGCUUUUUCUACUGAAAUUAAGGAGGCGUCAAAAGAAACCGAAACAUCGGAAAAUGGAGUAAUGACCGAAAUAAAUGCUUCGAAAGCAGAUGAUGGAAAAGAUAAUGUAUGCCUAAAUCUUCAAAUCCUUGCUUCUUCAUCAAUUUAUCUUUACUUUUUUAAGAAAUAA